UACGCAUUGGUUAAAUUUUAUUUCUGUUUCUAGUCAAAAUAAAAACAUUCUAGGCUUAGCCUGUUGUUUAAAAUUGACCAAAUUAACUAAUUCAUUCUUGAUUUCUCAUAACUUUCACUACUCCUGAUUUAAUCCAAGGAAUGGUCAUUACACACUAAAUUAAAUCCACAAUGUUGUGUUUCCUAUGAUUUGUUCAAUUCAAUAUUUACCUUUUUUGUUUAUUUGUUAUGUUACCAUAUGUCAACUCUAUUCGACUUCCUCAAAUACUCUUCUAUAAUUGUUGGACUUCAAUCUUAUCAAUAAUAAGAAUUACAUUUAUGGCUAUUUAUUAAAGUUAUCUUACACAUUUUAUUAUUUGAUUUCUGCAAUCAAUCAUCCAUCAAUAAUAAACGACUGUUAAUAAAUAUGGCAAUCUCAUUUAUGAAAUCAUUGUCUCUUCGAGGAUCAAGUCAUGACGGAUACAUAAAUACAUUCAAUCAAAAACCAGAUACUGUGAGUGAUUCAGAGGAUGAAGACAACUCUUCCUCAGAUCCAAACAAUAAACCCGUUCUAUCUACUACUGGAAAUAGUUACGUUGGCCAUAAUGUAUUUGACUCAUCUAAACAAGGAACAUCUUUAAUCCCUCAUGCUGAUGGACCUUUCUCCUUUUUAACACCAUCAAUGUGGCCUCAAGACUUAUUAGCUGCUUUCUCUCAACCAGAAGACUCUCACCCAGCUCAUAAGUUUGAUGAAUAUGGGUUUAUCAUUGCAAAAAGCAACGAGGAAAAAAGCAGAUCAAAGCUUCCAGAGGAUCCAGAGGAAGGUACCGAGGAAGAAAAAUUGAGAAACAAAUGGAUCGCUUAUCUGGAGUUUACUUACAAUGAAGCAGUUUUACCAAAAAUGAUGUGGUCUCAAGUAGAGCCUCAAAUAAGACAUACUCGAGUCCUUGAUGAACUGGUUAAAGGUGGUCUACCUGGAUCUAUGCGAGCACAGUUAUGGUUAAGAUUCAGCAAAGGGAUGGCUCUGAAAAACAACAGCAAAUGGACUUAUGCUCAAAUGUGUGACCAAUCUAAUCAUGUGGGACCUAUACCUGAUAAACAAAUUUUGAAUGUUCUCCCAAAUAAUGCUUGUUUCAUGGACAUUACCUCAGUCGGUAUUGAAAGAUUACGAAGGAUUCUUCGAGUAAUUAAGUGGCUUCAUCGAAGUGGAUCCAAUCCCCUAUCUACUUCAUGUGAUUCUGUUAAUAUUCCAAUCAUUGCAGCAUAUCUCUUGCUUGUUUGUGAUGAAGAGGAUGCUUUUUGGUUAACUUUAUCCUGUCUUAAUGAACUAAAAGCCUUUGAUCAUCAACGUAUAUUAAUCAAAUUAAUUGUCAACAAUUGUUCUUAUUUGGAUGAUCUUCUUAAAAAAGACGAUCUUGAUAUUACAUUGAUUACCUGUCAUUGGUUUUCAAGUUUAUUUGCUGGCUUUAUUCCUAAAACGUUUGUACUUUUCCUUUUCUGGGAUCUUUAUUUCUAUUAUGGAUCGAUUGUGUUAUUUCAGUUAACAAUUGGAUUAUUGUUGGAAACAAGACAUUUAUUAACUGAUGGUACUGACGCAGCUAUUAUAUUUAAUAGGUUGUCUGAUUUACCAUCCAACAUUACAUGCCAGGAAAAUUUACUUUCCUAUUGGAAGUCAGGAGCCCAAUACGUUGAUUAUAUAAAGAAAGACAUGGCCAGUAUUAAUUUGAUGAACCUUAAUACUCAUGGAGCCUCAUUUUUGGCUCUUCCUUCGUUUACCAGUGACCAAUUCGAUCAAGACAUUAAAUCUAAAAACAUCCGUCAAACCUCCAUCUUAAUGGAACUACAUGAAGCUAUUGUAGCCAUCGGGAAACAUUUUGAAUCCUAUGAUCAUAAUUUCAAAGCUAACUUGGAGCCAGAUUAUUCAAAAAUUGACAGAGACGAUUUUGAUUACGAAGAAGGUUAUGACAAUUACAAGAAGGCAAAGAACCAAUUAAGACGAGCCAAAGCCUUAAUUGAUUUCCAAAGGCAUGAUUCAGAUGAACUUGGUUUUUCUAAAAAUGAUAUUAUUACGAUUAUUAAUGAGCGAGAUGAACAUUGUUGGAUAGGUGAAUUAAAUGGCCAAAGAGGCUGGUUUCCAGCUAAAUUUGUUGAGCUGUUGGAUGAAAGGCAUGGUGAAUAUAGUAUCGCCGGUGAUGAUAGAGUCGUGCCUUAUAUUAAUGAUCUUGUUAGAGGACGAUUUUGUUCCAUAUUCAAAGCAAUUCUAUUUCAUGGACUUCGAAGGACACUUUUCAUCGCUAUGCACCCUUGGAAUGUUAUCGAAACAAUCGUUUCAUCUUGUAUUGAAAGUGACUUUAACUCUGUAUACUCUCGUCUGGUGCUUACUCGAACCUUUCGUUUAGAUGAAUUUGCCCGUGUUCUCAGUCCAUGUGAAAUUUUAUAUAGAAGUGUUGCCCACAUUAAUCAAAACCUUGAAUAUGAACCAAUGGACGUUAAAUUACGAUCAUUAGUUUGUGUUGCUUUAAAUCAAAAAAUUCUUCAUGAAUGGUUCUCAAUCAUUUGCGGAACUCAACCUCACAUAUUAGCCAAAUUUUAUCACAACUGGAGUUUUGUUAACAGUCCAGUUUGGAAGAUGAUUAGAGCCGAAUUAAAACUCUUGACGCAGUUCUCGUUUAACAUGAACAUCAAUGCCGAAGUCCAAGAAAACCCUACUCCUAAGUCUCCAGUAUCCAAGGAAGGUGUUAAAGAUAUGCUCGUUAAACAUCAUCUCUUUUCGUGGGACAUUUAAUUCCAUGGCAUUCAAUUGAAGAAUUUAAUCUUAAUUCUUUGGCAAUGGACAUUGAAAUCUUCAAUUUGCAUCCCUGUCUUACCUCAUAAAAAUCAAUCAAAGAACUAGUCAAAAGAACGGGAACAAAACUGAUAAAUCUAAUUAUCAAUAUUUCCAUUCCAUUAUUUUAUAUCAAGAUUCCUUCUUGUGUUUUAAAUAACAAAUGAGCAAAUCACCACAAUAAACAGCAAUUUAUUUAA
This is a messenger RNA of Tetranychus urticae (two-spotted spider mite), 3002 nucleotides long. Its product is annotated as small G protein signaling modulator 3. Lineage: Eukaryota; Metazoa; Arthropoda; Arachnida; Trombidiformes; Tetranychidae. Gene Ontology annotation, molecular function: GTPase activator activity; small GTPase binding. Gene Ontology annotation, biological process: regulation of GTPase activity. The record is from RefSeq and is a predicted model, not a curated record.